UUUCACUGAGUAUCUCCACUUUCAAUUCUAGAUCAGGAACUGAGAACAUAUCUAAAUUUUCUAGUUUUAUAGAAGACUUUUAUCCACAAGAAUCAAGAUCUUCCCUCUCUGAGCAGACGGAGUCUCGCUCUGUCGCCCAGGCUGGACUAUAAGGAAUCCUUUGUGCUUUGAAGACUUUAGAUUCCUCUCUGAGGUAGACGUGCAUUUACAAUUAUUUGAUGGGGUGGAUGCGUGGUCGGAGGCCUCGACACAGCUUGGAGAUGAGUGAAUUUCAUACUUAUCAGUUGGGUCUAGCAAAGAGUGAUUUUUCAAUACGAUGCCAAAAGCAAAGACGUCCAGUAAUCAAAAGCAAAUGUAGAGAAAACGCAUCUCCACUUUUUUUCUGCUGUUUCAUUGCUGUAGCUAUGGGAAUCCGUUUCAUUAUUAUGGUAACAAUAUGGAGUGCCGUAUUCCUAAAUUCAUUAUUCAACCAAGAAGUUCAAAUUCCCUUGACUGAAAGUUACUGUGGCCCAUGUCCUAAAAACUGGAUAUGUUAUAAAAAUAACUGCUACCAAUUUUCUAAUGAGAGUAAAAACUGGUAUGAGAGCCAGGCUUCUUGUAUGUCUCAAAAUGCCAGCCUUCUGAAAGUAUACAGCAAAGAGGACCAGGAUUUACUUAAACUGGUGAAGUCAUAUCACUGGAUGGGAUUAGUACACAUUCCAAUAAAUGGAUCUUGGCAGUGGGAAGAUGGCUCCAUUCUCUCAUCCAACCUACUAACAAUAAUUGAGAUGCAGAAGGGAGACUGUGCACUCUAUGCCUCAAGCUUUAAAGGCUACAUAGAAAACUGUUCAACUCCAAAUACAUACAUCUGCAUGCAGAGGACUGUGUAAAGACGAUCAACCAUCUCAAUAAAAGCCAGGAACAGAGAAGGAUUACACCAGCGGAAACACUGCCAACUGAGACUAAAGGAAACAAAUAAAACGGGAAAAAUGACCAACGACUGUCAGAUUUCUUAGAGUCCACAGGACCAGACCAUAGAACAAUUUCACUGCAAACAUGCAUGAUUCUCCAGGACAAAGGAAGAGAGAUCCCAAAGGCAAUUCAGAUAUCCCCAAGGCUGCCUCUCCCACCAUAAGCCCAGAGUGGAUGGGCUGGGGGAGGGGUGCUGUUUGAAUUUCUAAAGGUGGGACCAACACCCAGGCGAUCAGUGAAGGGCGAGAAGCCCAGCAGAUCCCUGAGAGUGCAACCCCCACCUCCACAGGAAAUUGCCUCCUGGGCAGGGCCAUAGCAGAGGGACACAGCAUGGGCAGUGCCUUCCCUGCCUCUGGGGGUCAUGCUGCCACUUUUAAUGGGUCCUCUACCACCCCCAGACACUCUGGGUUGGAUUAGUCGUCCGUCCCUGGGAGGUGAUCAAGCCCCCUUCGUCCCUAUGGCACGGGCUUUCCUGCCUUGGGCCUUUACUCCUUACCGCAGUUCCCGAAGUGCUGGUAUUGUCCUGCGGCCCCGUCCCGUUGCUCUGCCAGGCAGGGUGCCAGCACAUGGGGAGAGCCGGUCUCCAUCCGGGUGAAGCUCACCUGCAGCACACCUUGCAUGCCGGGUCUCCCCUGGCCCCGGGGCCCUAGUACCGCAGGCAAAGGGGACAGUAAAUCUGUCAUCUCCAAUCCCGGGUGAGCCCCCAGAAUGUAGUGCGAUAGUUAAGAAAUCAGAGAGACCCAGGUGUUGAGGAGGAUAUUUAUUAUUUAGGUGCGCUGGACCAGUCAGAUUAACAUCCAAAGGACUGAGCCCUGAACAGAGUCAAGUUACCUUUUAAGCAUUUCGUGGGUGGGGGAAGAUUUGUGCAGGGGGAAGCAUAUUACAGAAACAAGAAACAAAGACAGUUAUUCAAUUGA
Rhinopithecus roxellana (golden snub-nosed monkey) is the source of this 1868-nucleotide messenger RNA. Its product is annotated as NKG2-D type II integral membrane protein. The coding region runs from base 219 to 869 and encodes 216 amino acids. The transcript is spliced from 9 exons. The record is from RefSeq and is a predicted model, not a curated record. Gene Ontology annotation, biological process: positive regulation of natural killer cell mediated cytotoxicity. Gene Ontology annotation, molecular function: signaling receptor activity. Gene Ontology annotation, cellular component: external side of plasma membrane. Lineage: Eukaryota; Metazoa; Chordata; Mammalia; Primates; Cercopithecidae.